Molecule: messenger RNA, 1605 nt
Organism: Triticum turgidum subsp. durum (durum wheat)
Lineage: Eukaryota; Viridiplantae; Streptophyta; Magnoliopsida; Poales; Poaceae
Source: the annotation of a GenBank genome assembly
AUGGCGGAGGCCAUCUUCUCGGCGGUCGUCGGCGACAUGGUGGGCAGGGUGAUCUCGCUUCUCGCCGGCCGCUUCAGCGACCAACAGAGCACCAGCAUCAAGCUGCAGAAGAUAAGUCCUAUGCUUGUCAGGAUUCACAGCGUGGUGGAGGAGGCCAAAGGGAGGCACAUCACAAACCAUGUGGCCCUCAAGUGGCUCUCGGAGCUCAACGACGGUGUGCACCAGGGUCGUUAUCUGCUCGACACGAUCAGGUGUGGAGAGCCGGAGCUUGAAGACGGGCAUGGUGGCAAGGUACCAGCAGCACAGCCUUUCUCUCUGUCCUUGUUUAAUCCUGCAAAGCGCGUGCGUGUCGCCACGAGCACCGUGGAGUGCAUACUGUCUCGCCAUGACGCCGGUGUCGAUGAGAUCGACACGGUGCUAGAGAGCUUGCAAAGCAUAUCUGGUGAUCUCCGGGAGUUCAUGAUGCUCCUGCAAGGCUGCAGGCGGAUCCGCCGCCCUUUGGCUACCAACAUAUUUGUGGACGGGCAGAUGUUCGGCAGACAUGUCGAAAAAGAAAGGAUCAUCAACUUCUUGCUUGACGACAGCGGUCCAUGCAUCACGGGGAACCUGCCUUUGCUCCCAAUUGUUGGUGACAUUGGAGCUGGGAAAACUACCUUGGUGCAGCACGUCUGCGAUGAUGCCAGGCUGCGCAACCGCUUCCCAAUAAUUAUGUUGUUUAAUUUCUCAUCUACCUACGCUAUGGCGACGGGUGGAGCAACUGUUGUUCUGAAAUCAAAACAUGUGAUCGGAGGGUCUGGAAAGCUUUAUCAUCCACUGCAAGUGCUCAACGAGAAUUUCCGCAAGAAGCGGUUCCUGAUGGUGUUUGAGGACGUUGACAUGCACAAGAAGCAGCAGCUGGAUGAGCUCUUGCCGAGCCUGAGACACACCAAACAGAAACAGGGGAGCAAGAUCAUACUCACCACCAACAACAGGCGUGUCGCAGCCAGCAUGGGGACAGUGGAGCCGAUCAAGCUGAAAGUUUUGCCACACCCAGAGUACUGGUUCUUCUUCAAGGCUCAUGCCUUUGCAGCCACAGACAUCGAGGAGAACCCGAGGCUGCUGGCGGUAGGCAAAGCCAUUGCAAGGAAGCUAAAUGGAUCAUUCUUCGGCGCGAAGAUUGUUGGAGGGGUGCUGAAAGCCCAUCCAAAUCUACAGCUCUGGUGUAAGAUCCUGAGAAGCAACAUUGGGGACCUGUCAUUGUUGGGUGAUGGCCUUGGGUACAUAGCAGAUUUGGCAGAAAAUCUGCUGCCAAGUCACGUAAAGAUGCGCCAGCUGAUUAUAUCCAAGAAACCGCUCUCCUCGACACAGCCCGAGUUUGCCAGGUUGCAUGAUAUGCUUCUGCCAAGCCCUGAUGCAGCAGCAGCAGACCAAGAAAGCUGGAGUGCGGAUGUUCGAAAUGCAAAAGUGUUGUUGUGCAGGUCAGUUAUGUCAUUCUUUUGCCUGGACUACAACGCUCAUUGCACUGUAAGUGGGCGAAACAGUUCAUCAGGAUCCACACAUUUCAAUCAUCGGGAACCCCGUGUUGUUGGGGAACUAAACCUUAUGUAUAGGAAUUCUGUGUGCUGA